AUGGCCACAAAAUUCCCCGAAAUGCAGUGGGAUGCCAGUGAUCUGGCAGAAGAAUUUAAGAUUUUCCGACAGAGAAUUGAAUUAUGUCUUGCUGACCAAGAUAUCACAGACCAAGCCAAACAAGCAGUCAAAAUCAAGAUAGCCGUUGGAAAAGAGGGUCUAAGGAAAAUCAAUGCCUCCAGCCUGACUGAAGAUGAGCAGCGCGACCCAUCCAAGCUGUGGGAUUUGUUUGAAAAACAACUCAAGGUGAAGCUAAACUUCAGGAUCCACCGCUUGGAACUGAUGCGUUACCGACAAAAGCCCAAAGAACACCUGGAUGAGUUCGUCAACAGGUGCCGAGCGAAGGCUGUUGAAUGUCAAUUUACUGUGGAGGAACUCACUGAACGAGUAGUUGAACUCGUGAUAGCCUCUACACCCUCCGAGUCCUUCCAAAAGGAUCUGCUUGACAGACCCAUUGGCUACAGCAUUGACGAAAUGCUCAUCGAAGGGCGGAAGUAUGAAGCCAUCGUUGCCGGCAAGCAAAGUUUACAGUCCAUGGAGACCGGUGGGGCGUCAGUGAACGCCAUAUGGUCCAAGAGUCGAGCUUGUCGAAACUGUGGGUUAUCACACCCACCCAGACGGUGCCCCGCAUACCAUGAUACCUGCAAGGCCUGUGGAGCGAAAGGGCACUGGUCCAAGUGUUGCAGAAAGACGAGAGCUAGAAGCAGACAACGCAGAGGAUCCAAGUCACCACGGAGAAGACGCAGUCCCUCCGGGGAGAGACGACGCAGUCCCUCCAGGGAUAGAAGGCCCCAACAACGAAAGCCCAAGGGCCGAAAAAAGGAUGAAUCAUCGACACCAAACACUACUGAGCAGGAGACAGAUGUCCAUCAGUUAGAAUACACGGACAAUGCGUACGAGGAAGUGUUCCACGUUGUCACUGUCCCAGACUUCCACAAGAAGAACGAUAACACGGGUAACGAAGCCUACAGGAUGCUUGAUGUGGUUUGCCCUGACCUUGAAGGCAAGCACCGCCUUAAAGUCAAGAUAGACACCGGAGCUGGAGGUAACACACUUCCACUCAGAACCAUACGACAGAUGUAUGGAGACACUUGGAGAUCCCAAGUCAAACCGGUGACAACCAAGUUAACCGCAUAUAAUGGAACACCGAUACCCUGUCUGGGCAGCAUCGAUUUGCUCUGCAGAUACCAAGAUCCUACAUGGUCAGAGAACAGAUUCUACGUCGUCGACGUCACAGGCCCAGUGAUUGCAGGUCUGCCCAUGUGCCGUGACAUGGGAGUCGUGACGAUACAUGCUGCCAGACUGACGUCAGUACAAUCAAUUGAGCAGCUGAUGGAGGCGUAUCCAGAUCAGUUUGACACCAUUGGAAGUUUCAAACGAAGGGCGACAUUGUACCUCAAAGAAGAUGCGGUACCCCAUAUUGACCCACCCAGAAAAUACAGUGUGCACCUCAAACCAAAGUUGAAAGUGGAAAUUGACAAGAUGGAGGCGCUGGGGGUAAUCAGGAGAGUGGCGCAUCACACAGACUGGUGCAGUUCAAUCACCACGAGCCUCAAGCAAGAUGGUUCCAUUCGUGUGUGCCUUGACCCCAAGCGUCUCAACCAAAGCCUGCGCAGGUGCCCCCACAAAAUCCCUACGCUAGAGGAACUCAACCCAGAGUUUUCCCAAGCCAGAGUCUUCUCUAAACUUGAUGCAAAGGCCGGUUACUGGGCCGUUCACCUUGACGAGAAGUCCCAGGAGCUCACCACCUUCCGGACGCCGUUCGGACGGUAUUGCUUCCAGCGUCUGCCAUUUGGCCUCGCCAUUAGCCAGGAUAUAUUCCAGCAAUGCAUGGACGAGAUAGUUGACCAAGUUCCCGGAUGUGUCUGUAUAGCUGACGACAUAGUCGUUUACGGCCGUACUGACGAGGAACACGACGCCAACCUUAGGAACCUGUUCGAGGUUGCCGGACGUGAGGGUCUUGUAUUCAACAGCACCAAAUGCAGGAUUAAGACAAAGAAGAUCAGUUUCUUCGGGUCCAUAUACUCUGACGUCGGGGUACAGCCAGACCCAGGGCGGGUUGAGGACAUACACAACCUCCCCACCCCCCAGGACAAGGAAGACCUCCAAAAAUUCCUUGGUCUCAUCACAUAUGUGUCUGCGUACAUUCCCAACCUCGCAGACAAGGCAGCGAUCCUCCGAGAUCUUCUCAAGAAAAACAUCCCUUUUGUGUGGCAGGAGGACCACCAAGCAGCGUUUGAGGCACUGAAGCUAUCGAUCACAGCGGACGCAUGCCUUCAGUACUACAACCCUGAGAUGCCAACGGUACUUGAGGUUGACGCUUCACAGAAAGGGCUGGGAGCAUGCCUCACUCAACAUGGCAAGCCUAUUGCCUUUGCAUCCAAAAGUCUCUCACCGGCGCAGAAAAAUUACUCCAAUAUAGAGAGAGAAACGCUGGCACUGGUGUUUGGCAUAGCCCGUUUCCACAACUACCUCUUCGGGAAGGAGUUUGUGGUAUACUCAGAUCACAAGCCGCUAGAAAUGAUCUGGAGGAAGCCCCUAUCUAGUGCACCACCAAGGUUACAACGCCUACUUAUCAAAGUGCAAGGCUAUAACUUCACCGUGCACUACAAGCCAGGACCGACAAUGAUCUUGUCCGACGCCUUGAGCAGACUGCCAAACCCGAAGAAGAACGAAGACAUACACCUUGACCGACUGGUCGGUGGCAUAGAUGUCAUUGAAGGACCAGAGCUCAAGCACAUCGAUCUCCUUCACUUUGGCCAGACUAAGCAGACCCAACUGCAGGUGCAGACCGCGCGUGACCCAACCCUGAGUUCCCUAACCCAAGUUAUCUACGCCGGCUGGCCUGACGAAAUCAAGGAGCUACCCAGAGAUCUAAGGCCAUACUGGCCCUACAGAGAUGAACUGGGAAUAUCCUGGGGUGUCAUCUUCAAAGGGAAACAAGUAGUAAUCCCUGAUGAUCUACGACAAGACAUCCUGGCCCAGCUCCACACGGGACACAUGGGAAUCGAGAAAACACGACGUUUGGCUCGAGAAACCGUGUACUGGCCAAACAUCAGCCGUGACAUCGACAUUGCUGUAAGGGCAUGUGAAUACUGCCAAGAAAACCAACCAAAGCAGAAGAAGGAACCCCUCCAUCCCCAUGAGAUCCCAUCCACCCCAUGGACCAAGAUAGGCACUGACCUGUUUGAAAUAGGUGGAGAUGACUUUCUUCUGAUCAUCGACUAUACCUCGAAGUUCCCAGUCGUCCACAGGCUGCGAGAUACCAAGAGCGCAACGGUAGCUGGUGUGACAUCCCGCACACUUGGCAUGUUCGGAGCGCCAGCAGAAAUAAUAUCGGACAAUGGCCCACAGUUCGUUGGAGCGCCGUACCAGGACAUGUGUGCUUCGUGGGGCAUAAGUCACAUCACAUCUUCACCUCGAUACCCACAAUCCAACGGUUUCGUGGAACGUGCAGUGCGGACGGUCAAGACACUCAUAAAGAGAUGCCAAAAGUCGAAGCAGAAUGUUGAUAAAGCACUUCUGAACUUGCGAGCUACUCCCAUUGAUUCCAAACUGCCGUCUCCUGCCGAGAUUCUGUUUGGCAGGCCACCUUGCACAAGCUUGCCAAGCCGCCGCCCAUACACUGAGGCACGACACGAGGAAAUGAAGGAUGCCCACGACAAGAGGCGUGACCGAAUGAAAGCAGAUUACGACAGGAGAUACUCAGCCAAUGAGCUCCCACCUCUCCAUGUUGGGCAGAAGGUCCGGAUUCUUGAUCAGGAUUCUCGGGCUUGGCUGCCAGGCGAGGUGACAACCGUGUGUAGAGAGCCGAGGUCGUAUAAAGUCGCCACCCCAAACGGUAGCAUAUUGAGACGUACUCGAUCCCACCUCAGAGAGAUGACAGAUUCACGACACUCUAUCACUCCCAAGCGUGUCAGAUUUGCAGACACUGAGAAAACCAAAGACCUCAGUAAGCAGCACAAACUCCCAAAUCAUAGCAACAACGCAGCUAGGGCAACCGGAGAUACUCCACAGACCACAAGGUCAGGCCGAGUAAUUCGCAGACCAGUGCGAUACAUCCAGCAAUAA
Messenger RNA from Patiria miniata (bat star), 4071 nucleotides. RefSeq lists its product as uncharacterized. Lineage: Eukaryota; Metazoa; Echinodermata; Asteroidea; Valvatida; Asterinidae. The transcript has a single exon. The coding region runs from base 1 to 4071 and encodes 1356 amino acids. Gene Ontology annotation, biological process: DNA integration. The record is from RefSeq and is a predicted model, not a curated record. Gene Ontology annotation, molecular function: nucleic acid binding.